Molecule: messenger RNA, 1641 nt
Organism: Leishmania braziliensis MHOM/BR/75/M2904
Lineage: Eukaryota; Euglenozoa; Kinetoplastea; Trypanosomatida; Trypanosomatidae
Product: cytochrome p450-like protein
Exons: 1
Coding region: 1-1641 (546 amino acids)
Molecular function (GO): oxidoreductase activity, acting on paired donors, with incorporation or reduction of molecular oxygen; monooxygenase activity; heme binding
Source: RefSeq, a predicted model, not a curated record
AUGAUUCCCAUUACUUUGCCAGUCAAGGCGACAGCUGUCGUUGCGACUGUCGGCGCUCUCACCUACGCCACCAUGCGGGCACUGCAGGCAGUAUACUCUGCACCGCCGAACAUGCCAGAGCCGGCGAUUCCGCCCAACCCCGAGGACGGCCCCCUGUGGAGCGUGGUUAAGCGUAUCCUCUACCGCCACUUUUACGUCGUCCGCAAGGGCGAUCCGUUGAAGACGCUGCAACGAUGGUGCACAGAGUUCGAAUACAAGCCAUUCGUUAUGAAGAUCUUCUUCCGCCCACACGUGGUACUCUCCUGUCCGGGUGACAUUGAGCACGUGUUGCUGCGCGCAGACACGAAGUUCUACAAGGACACCGGCUAUGACAUCGUGCGCAUCGUCGUUGGUCGUGUUGGCCUUGUCGCUGUAGGCAACAAAGAGAAGCACGCCAUGCAUCGCCGCAUCCUGAUGCCUAUUUUCAGGUCGCAGAACAUACGCGGUCUUGCGAAUGAGAUUAUUCGCGUGCACGCCCUGCACAUGCUGGGUGGGCUUUUCGACGUCAUCCAGUGCGGCAGUAGGCAGGACGCCGUGGUGAACCUCAGCGACCACAUCUUUCGCAUGGCGCUCUCCGCCAUAGGCGAGGCGGCCUUCCGCGCCUCCCGUAGCGAGUCGCUUCGGGUGCGCACUCACUUCAAUGCGAUGAUGAAGAUGUCCCGCAUGAACUACUUCUGUCCGUAUCUCAAGUCGGCCGCCCAGCGUAACGCACGAAAGAUCCUCAGAGAGAUGAGCGUAGGCCUACUGGAUAAAAACAUGCAAAUGAACCAGAUUGGAGCGCGUCGGUGCGUGAUGGACGCCCUUAUUGAUGAGCUGUACGUGCAUUUUAGUAUGGAGGACGUCUUGGAUCACGUCGUCAAUUUCUUGUUUGCCGGCCACGACACAGCGAGUCAUACAAUGGAAUUCCUGUUUGCACUGCUGGGUGCAAACAAGGAGGUGCAAGACCGUCUCUACGAGGCCCUCGAGGACUUGAUGCCCUCCAUCUGCACUUGCCCCACCGUGGAGGAGCUUAUGGAGUGCGACUACCUUGUCGCCGUUGUGAAAGAGGUUCUGCGGAUGUACCCAGCGGCGCCGAUUAUCUACCGUGACGCCGCUGAGGAUGUGUACCUUCCCGAAUCUCGUGUGGUGAUCCCAAAGGGGAUGACGGUGGUCAUCACGCUCUUCUCUCUGCAGCGCAACACACAUGUGUACGGCGACGACGUCGACGUGUUUCGUCCUGAGCGGUGGCUUUACGAAGAAGGGGAGGCACUGCGCAAGCGCUGCGGCCGUUGCGGCUACAUUCCCUUCAGCUGCGGCAAGCGCAGCUGCAUUGGCCAGGAGUUCGGCUACUUAGAGUUGCUUAUCGUGACGGCACUGCUGGUCCGCCACUUGAAGAUGGAGCUGGUCGGAAAGUUCCCAGAGGCUCGGUACAACAUUACCUUGGUCAUGAGCCACCCAGUCUCCAUGCGCAUCACCGCGCGCGAUGGCAUUUCCGUAAGUCAGAUUUACGAACGCAUCGCCAACGUGCUUGAUCUCAACGACGAGGAUGCUGAGUCUGCCGGCAACGCGGCACAGGAGGCGGGGGGCAUGAUGGGCUGCAAAGAAACAACCGUGCGUGGGUAA